UAAGGGGUUGCCAUUUGUCAUUUUUUAAGCCUUUUGGCUGCCCAGCUUCAAGAAGCCAAGUCUUACAUAAAAUCAGUUGGUGUGAGUGCACAUCCCAAAGGGAGGGGAAUAGAGCCAUGACCGCUUGAGACAAGUGAAGUGUACUGCUCAUGAAUACACUAAAAUGAUAGGCAUUGUUUUUGGAAGUAUGCCUUUCUCGAAAAAUCUAAAUAUCAGAUCGCAUAAGUUGUAGAAUUGCAACACUUAGAAAUUGCAAUACAAUAGUCGAAUAGUCACCCAAGUGUCGUAAUAGUAUUGUGUCCCAGCCCUGUUGACUAUAUCAGUAAGACUGCGUUUUUCCACCAGAAUAAUAUUGCAAAAAUUCUGACUAUUAUAUUCCGGAUAGAAGAAACUGGUUCAUGCAUUGUUGUUCUCCCAUCCCAGCCAAAACAACAAAAACAUAAACCUUCAGCUAUUUUGGCAUCUUUACAUUGGCUCCCUGUCUCUUUUAGAAUUAUAUUAUAAGGUUAAAGACUGUCAAUGUUUGAACACAUCACACUAAGCUGGUCUCUUCUUCUCUUCUUCUUGUUCACAUCAUCAGGUCGUUGAACUCAACAGCAUAAAAUGUCUUUAAACGUACGGAGACGUAGAAGCAUGGAGAGACCACUUACUAUGACCCAUGACACCUCUCCCAAGACACCUCGAAAAGAACUCCAGGAGGCCUUGUGCUGCUACACUAAAGAUACUCUCACCAACGUCGACAGAAUGAGGGAAUUCUGUGAGAGGAGCUCUAGGUGGAUGCUUGGUAGGGAGAUAGAGGUGCACAUGAUGAAGGACAUCAAAGAAAGAGCUGACAAUAUCAACCUGAAAUUCUCCCACGUCAAAACAGCAAAGGGCAAAAGUAAAGCCUUUAAGGAAUUUAUAAAGAGCAAGUUAGACCAGGACAGCAGGCGUGCAGAGCUGCAGGAGGAGCUGGCUGCUGUGGUGAAGGACACUCUGGGAGGCCUGGAGAAGCUCCACUGCUUCCUGGAUGCAGUGGAGAAUCUGGCGGUCACCUCACUUCAUGUGUUCACGGAGGAGAACCAGGCGCUACAUCUGCCAGAAGGGGUCAGCCCUGAACAUGUCCAGGUGGUCAUCACUGCUGCACGGACAGUCUGUCCUCUCCUCCUUGAGUUUAAACGAGAUGCCAGUGUCUUCUUCCUCCCCAAGCUUCAGAAUGUGGAAGUGCUGUCAUAUCAGCUGGACAAAUACAUUCGGACCACCCAGGAAAUCUGUGACAAGCUAGAGAAAAGCUCCUUCAGUGACUUUAGCCUGAAGAUGAACACAGAAACUCUGGUGGACCUCAGUGUGGAUUUGUCUGAAGAUGACAUACAAAGGAUGCUUCAUCAGAUUAAUCAGCUCCAUGAAAUCAGGAUGAACCAGAGCUUCCGGACAGUGUUCUUGUUUCAGGAGGAACCAUGCAGUGGCUUCAUCAAUGAGUUCAGUAAGAGACGUCCCAGGAUGCUGCAGUCUCUAACAGACCUGGAGGAGAUUGCUGUUCAGCUGGACAGCAUGAGUAAGGGGGCCAAGAUCUCCAGUGUGGCCGGCAGCUCAGUCGGGGCAGUUGGAGGUGUGCUUUCCAUUGUUGGUUUGGCAUUAAUUCCUGUAACAGCUGGAGCAUCUCUAGUUCUGACGAUGACCGGGGUGGGGCUGGGAAUUACCAGUGGAGUCAACAGUCUCGUCACCACUGGCACAGAGAUGGGAGUGAACCACAAGCAACAAAACAAAGCCAGUGAAACCUUCAAGAGCUUCAUGGAGGAUGUGAAGAGUCUCCAGGAUUGUCUGCAGGAGGUGACCCAAAGAGCAACAAACGGGGUGGAUGUGGUUGUGGGAGUCGGCAAGGUGCUCUGUAAAGCGGGUGUUAUUGGAAAAAGCAUUGACUCGAUGUUUGAUGCUGUCAAAGAAAUCAAAGGGCCUCUUGCUCUCUCCAAGUCAGCCAGGGCUGGUUUCAUCGGGCUCAACGCGCUCUUUGUUGGCAUGGAUAUCUUCUUCAUCUGUAAAGACAGCGUCAGUCUUGCCAAAGGCAGCGAGACUGAAUUAUCACAGUUGAUCAGAGCCAGAGCUGCACUGUGGAGCUCAGAGAUGGACUCAUGGCAGAAGAUCCACGACUUCCUGACCAAAGGUCUGGUGACAUCAGAGAAAAACAAAUUCUUCCUGGAGACGCCGUUUUAUCCAGAGAGAAAGAAGAAAGAACACAGAGACACAGGAAUGGAAAUUUCUUUCGAUGAAAUAAAACAAAUGAAAAGGAAAAAAAAAAGUGUGAUACAGUAG
Molecule: messenger RNA, 2289 nt
Organism: Centropristis striata (black sea bass)
Lineage: Eukaryota; Metazoa; Chordata; Actinopteri; Perciformes; Serranidae
Exons: 4
Coding region: 604-2289 (561 amino acids)
Biological process (GO): lipoprotein metabolic process; lipid transport
Cellular component (GO): extracellular region; membrane
Molecular function (GO): lipid binding
Source: RefSeq, a predicted model, not a curated record